Ricinus communis (castor bean) is the source of this 2076-nucleotide messenger RNA. Its product is annotated as RNA pseudouridine synthase 6, chloroplastic. The coding region runs from base 198 to 1637 and encodes 479 amino acids. Gene Ontology annotation, molecular function: RNA binding; pseudouridine synthase activity. Gene Ontology annotation, biological process: pseudouridine synthesis. Lineage: Eukaryota; Viridiplantae; Streptophyta; Magnoliopsida; Malpighiales; Euphorbiaceae. The record is from RefSeq and is a predicted model, not a curated record. The transcript is spliced from 9 exons.
UAGAGAUCGGUUAAUCGAACGGGAAACCCAGCCCUUUCGGUAGCAAUUGGGCUGCAUAGAGAGUUGAUAUUUGUUAAUUUUGAGCUAAUCGGGCUGGAUAGACCCGAUUCCAAUAAAACCAGCCCUUUCGGUAGCAAACUUUUGACGUUUAUCGUACCCAACAAUCUAAACUCGGUGCCUGGGCUGAGUGAGUGGAGAUGAGUUCUCUGACGCUAGCUUCAAUCUUCACCUGUGUCUGCCAGAGUUAUGGCGCGCCAGUUUCUCGCCUGCGCACUUUAACGCCAACCCAUUCUUAUUUUCUCAAUAAGCACCACGCUGACAGUGCUUGGUUUUAUUCGAGUUCACAUAAGAGAACGUUUUGCUCUCAAUACUCCAAACCAGAAGUCGUUUUCACAACUGUCACUUCCUGUGUCAAUGGGUAUUUCGAAUUUCAAUGCCUAUUAAGCUAUUCAGGCUAUGAUCGCUUGCUUCCAUGCCCCUCACAAAAUAGACCGCCAAGAGUUGAGCACUUGGUUGUUUUAGAGGAAGGGCCUGUACUUGACUAUAUAUGCAAAGCUCUGGAUCUUCCUCCUCUGUUUGUUGCGGACCUUAUCCAUUUUGGAGCUGUACAUUAUGCCCUUGUAUGCCCACAGCCACCUCCGACAGCAACUCCAGAGCAGAUUAGGUUAUUUGAAGAAUUUACAGCCCCGUCAGUUCUGAAGAAGAGAGCUUCCAUCAAAGGGAAAACGGUACGAGAAGCACAAAAAACUUUUCGAGUUUCUAGCGUUCACCAGUUUCUUGAAGUUGGAACAUAUUUGCGGGUUUAUGUGCACCCAAGGCGCUUCCCAAGGUGCUAUGAAAUUGAUUGGAAAUCAAGAAUUAUAGCUGUGACUGAAUCUUAUGUUGUUCUGGACAAACCUGCUGGUACAUCAGUAGGAGGAACUACAAACAAUAUAGAAGAAACUUGCGCUACCUUUGCCACUCGUGCCUUGGGAUUAACUAUUCCAUUGAAGACUACCCAUCAGAUUGACAAUUGUACAGAGGGCUGUGUUGUGUUAGCUAGGACUAAUGAGUACUGUCCAGUUUUCCAUGGAAAAAUCAGAGAGAACAAGGUGAAGAAGCUUUAUCUUGCUCUUGCCGCAUGUCCUGUACCAGUGGGAGUAAUUACACAUUACAUGCGUCCUGGUAAUAUUCCUCCAAGACUUGUUUCAGAAGAAUUUAUAGAAGGAUGGUACUUGUGUCAACUUGAGGUCUUGGAAUGCAGAAAGGUCCCUUGGCCAGAUACUGUAACUGAAGAGAAAUAUUCUGUUGAAGAUUGCGGGUGGCCGUCAAAAGAUUUUGCUUAUGAGUGUAAGAUCAAUCUUUUGACUGGCCGAACACAUCAGAUUCGAGCUCAAUUAGCUGCCUGUGGCGCACCAUUGGUGGGCGACUCAAUGUACAUGCCAGCUGCAAUUGCAGAAAUGGCAAAUCCUGGAGUUAACCCAUUUGGCAAACACAAAAAACAGUAUACUGGUGAGAAUGAUGAAUCAAUGGGUGUUGCUGAGUGGGUUGAACGACAUGGAAAGGAACCAAGUAUUGCUAUUGGUCUUCAGGCCUGUGAAAUUUCAUGGGGUGACAGCAAGCACAUUUACAAGGCUGGACCUCCCUGGUGGAGAUGAAUUGCUUAGAAUAAGCAUUGGAGAUUUGUGAUGUAUUACCAAGUUGAGUAUUCUUUCUACAGCAGAAGCUUCAGGUGCAUCAAUCACGAAAUUCAUGUGUUCAAAACGUUUCUGAAUUUCUGUAGCUGUUGAUUUAACUCAUUUCGAAAGUGACUGUUCUCCCCUGCACCGUUAAUAAAAAGAUUUGUGCAGGCAGGAUGCAGUUCAAUGGACAAGAAAUUGAGCAGCUUGUCAUAUGUUGUAAAAGCAAGCUGAGGAAAAUACAAUUUUGAAGAGAAGAUAGUAACUUUUUAGUGCUGCAUGAUUAGAUAGAGCUUCUAGGAACAGUUUUCAUGAAUUGUAGAAUGUAUAACUAGGAGCAGCUACUAUCUUUGUCAAUACAGCAUACCUUAUAUUGUUUUAUGUUCUAUGUAUUCUGUACAUAACUUUGGGAUGACAA